CGCUGCGUGUCGGGAAAACGGACACAAAAGCACGGAAAUGUCGAGUGGCUAGUCAAGGAACCGAAAGAAAAAAAAAACACAUCAAGAAACAAUAUCGCUUACUAGCAUAAGUCAUCACCUAACGUUUUUUUGGAAGAUAUUGUUUAUUGGAGAAUAUCUUGCAAUAUUCCGAUAGAAUACAUUUUUUUACUGUCGCUAACUAGUCUAGCUAGAUAGCUAACACCCACGGCAGAAAUGGGUACUAGAUCCAGUCGUUUCCAAGAAGAAACAGUCGCCACGGCGUUUGCGAAGGAUGGCAUCAAGAGGGACUCCUGCCGAAGACUUCGCAACAAGAGGCCUACUAGUUUAGUGGUGGAUUUCUCGGGCAGCUUCGACCAGGACUCGGAAGUCAGUCGCAGUCGUUCAGAGGAGGGCAGCGACUCGGACCAGGGGCGUCCGACGGGCGCCGAUGGAAGCCAUGGUGACAUAAACAGCCCAAGCAAUCCCGAUCAAACUACACCGGACGAGACUGGUGAUGCUGGUGGGCCCGCGGAUGGUGCUAACUCUGGUUCAACAGGAGACGUCAACAACGACGGUCUGUCGGUGGAGGAGACGGGCCGCAUCCCCCAUCGCACUUUCUCGGAGCGUCUCCCCUCCAGCCGACAUACUUCCGGUCGCAGUGGAUCUUCGCGAACCGCCGCACGCGCUCGGGGAAGCAACCCGCGGCCAGUCUCGGAGGCAUGGAUCGGUGUGUACAGGGUCAACAGCCGCCACAGCACCGUGCGCUGUCCGUUCUGCUCCAAGCCCUUCCCGGGAGGCCGAAUCGAGGAGCACUUGCUGAGCUGCCUCACGUCCCCCCCUCUCCCGUACAACAUGGACACUCUGAGUAAGGACAGUGGGGAGUGCAGUAUUUGCCUGGAAGACCUCCUGCAGGGGGAGACCAUCGCACGCCUGGCCUGCCUCUGCGUCUAUCACAAGAGUUGUAUUGAUUCUUGGUGCAAGGUGAAGGCCUGUUGUCCAGAACACCCCUUCGACUGAAACCCCUUCAAUUCUCAGGCCGGUCUUGGUGUGGAACUCUGGCGACAAUGAAAAUGGGGGGUGGGGUAAGGGGGAAGUGGGGGUGCGGCAAGAAGAACGGAACAAAGAAAGAAAAAAAAAACCAAAAGAGCGUCAGCCGCUGUAGCCUUCUGGAAAGACGAGGAGACCACUGACAACAGCUACUUCCUUCAAAAUGGGUCACUCCAGCCAAUCACACAUCAACUACACAUCAGCAUCAUCACAAGGAUCAAAUGAAACCAGUGCCAGGCUCAUUGUGACAGACAGACGGACCCAUUUUUUUAAUCUCCUUUUUAUUUCCAAGAGGUUUUUUUUUUUUUUUAAGGAGGGUGGGUGGGGGUCACUGUAUUUUGUUUGAACCUCUGAGUGGCUGUGUAUGGCUAGCUGCUAGGCCGCUAUAUAAGUUUCUGGGUGGCUGUGUCUGCGGCUAGCCGCUAUUUCAGUAUUCAAGUCCCUGAGUGGCUGUGUAUAGCUAGGCGCUAGGCCGGAAUUCUGGGUCCCUGAGUGGCUGUGUCUAUGGCUAGCCACUAUAUUAGUCUCUGAUUGGCUGCCUAUGGCUAGCCGCUAGUUUGGUAUUCGAGUCCCUGAGUGGCUGUGUAUAGCUAGGCGCUAGGCCGGUAUUCGGGGUCCCUGAGUGGCUGUGUCUACGGCUAGCCACUAUAUUAGUCUCUGAUUGGCUGCCUGUGGCUAGCCGCUAUAUGAGUCUCUGAUUGGCUGCCUAUGGCUAACCGCUGUAUGAAUCUCUGAUUGGCUGCCUAUGGCUAGCCGCUAGGCCGCUAUAUGAGUCUUAAUAUCUGUCUCCUCUGCUUUCCAUGGAGGCUUCCUCACUCCUUCCUCUGCACCCGGGGGGGGGGGGCGUAAAGCAUCGUUUCAUCCCUUCUUCCCCAAACUCCCAAAGUUGAGACAAUCGUGUUCCUGUCUCCGUCUGGGACGUGGACGUGGGGGCUGGGGCCCCCCUUUUUUUUUAAACUGAGGGCUGUGUUUCGCCGUAGGGACUUUACAGUCUCGCUCACGUGAAGCACUUUAAAAGUGAAAAUGUGUUUCGAGCCUUAAUGUCUGACUUUAGCCCCACCAAGCACAGUUUUUUUUUUUUUUUUACAUUUUCUGUUCCAUGUCUUCACGUAAUGUCACUGGGUUUGCGUUUCGUGCUACAUAGAGGGUACCCAUGCCAAAAUUUCUUCAGAAAUGUCGGGUGAGGGCGAGGGCGGGGUGGGAGGGGGGGUGCAAUAAUGACAUUGAUUGGAAAGUGAUUCCUGUGCAUAGCGAGUAAUUUAUUUUUCUUGCCACCUUUCUGUAUUGUCACCCUUUGGAUAAAUGGGUGUGUGUGGAUAUGUGUAGGUAUGUGUGUGGGCAUCUUACUGUAUUUAUAGGCUCUUUUGUGUGCCAAAGCUUAGUGUAGUAUUACCCAAGCCUCCGUGUGUUCAGAAGAACCAGUGAUUUCCAUGAGGUGGACGGGGCUUGUUAUGAGAGAUGGGUGGGGUGGGCGGGGCUUGCCGUGAGCAAUGGGUGGGGUGGGCGGGGCUUGCCGUGAGCGAUGGGUGGGGUAGGGCAGGGCUUGCUAUGACGGACAGAUGGGAGGGGUGGGCGGAGCUUGCCAUGUUGGGUGGAGUGGGGCUUGCCAUGUGAGAUGUGUGGGGUUGGGUUGGGGGGGGGGGGGAUUGGCAGGCGAUGGGGCGUGUCCACUCCCUAAUGACUCUGCCAUAUGUCUACUGUCUGAUCUGUUGCUGGAUUUAGUUUCUGCCAGACAGACAGCUGUAAUGAACCACAUGAUUAACAUAAUUACAUUCACAAGGCGGCAAGAGGGGCAGACCACUGUCUUGCAUCCGAGAGGUUUAUUUAAUUUCAAAAAUUAGCUUGAUCUUGAUUAACUCAUUUGAAAUAUUUUUUUUAAAAAUGUGUGCAGUGCCAAAAAGCAGCGGCCUGUCGUUCACCGUGAACGGGGAAUGCCAGUCUGCGUGGAUGAAAUGGCUGCAGGUGUGCGUCUUCGCAGGUAUGUCGAUCAUACCUGUGCAGGUGAAUAGACCCUCUUGAGGCUUUACAUUUCAAGAGGGGAACUUUGUGAUCCUGUACAGAUAACAAACACCACUUUUGCAGAGGUGACUCCCAAUCCUGGUUUAAAAUUUAAAAAAAAAGAAGAAACUGACAGGCUUGUGAUGAUAUGUACACCAGACGGUGAAUAAAAACAGACAAUCUUUCAGAUCCCCCUUUCCUCUGACAGACCGACACAUGGUGCAAUAGGGUAACCUUUUCGUUUGUCCCCUGUUGUGUGUCCUGGGCGUUUUUCCUCUUUGCCAUAUUUCGGGUAUGAGAAAAAGACACAACCACGUGCUUGGCAUCAGAAUUCAGUCUCUUCGUGGUUUCGACAACGCGGUCGUUUCCAUGGGAGCACGAGCCGGGGUCGGGGCCUCGCAUUUUUAGGUAUUUGAAUGGAUUCAUAAAUGCGCAAUUAAGUAAACGUGUACAAGCAUAGAGAGACAAUCUUUCCUCCACUCCGCAUCUAUUUAACAACCUAGUAUUUAUUGAAUUGUAAAUAUUUCUUGCUCAAUUUGUCAUUUGGUUUUGACUCUGAUACCGUUUAUAUGCCUGAAUCUUUUGUAUGUCAAAAAAGUUGUUUUGUAUGUAUUUUUAUAAUAAAUAUGCUUACUGUGUGA
This is a messenger RNA of Anguilla rostrata (American eel), 3686 nucleotides long. RefSeq lists its product as uncharacterized. Gene Ontology annotation, cellular component: membrane; cytoplasm; intracellular membrane-bounded organelle. The coding region runs from base 235 to 1017 and encodes 260 amino acids. The record is from RefSeq and is a predicted model, not a curated record. Gene Ontology annotation, molecular function: ubiquitin protein ligase activity. Gene Ontology annotation, biological process: proteasome-mediated ubiquitin-dependent protein catabolic process; protein K48-linked ubiquitination. NCBI's taxonomy places the organism in Eukaryota, Metazoa, Chordata, Actinopteri, Anguilliformes, Anguillidae. The transcript has 5 exons.